GGAUUCUGAUUAGUCUGCGAGCGCCGUUUACAAGUACAUAGCACGUUAAGUUUCCAAAGAGCGUUGCAAGUUUUUUUGGCUGUCAACCAAAAUCAAAAGUGAAACGCAAGUGAAGUGACCAAAAAGGAAGUUUUCGAUCUGGUAGACUCACCUAUAAGGAAAUAGUUAAAAUCAAGAGAGACGUGCUCAGUGUUAAACGGCCACAGACAAACAUUUGAAAGAGAUAUACAAAAGCUGUUCAAAUUAUCAAGGGACAAGAUAACUUUUAAAGCCCACGAAAACACCAUCUCAACAUGGGUUCGCUGCCACAGUUGUCGAUUGUGAAGGGUCUGCAGCAGGACUUCGCGCCGAGAGCUCUGCACCGCAUCUUCGAGGAGCAGCAGCUGCGGCACGCCGACAAGGUGGCCCUGAUCUACCAGCCCGACGCCCCGGGACUGGGAAUGGCGCCCAGCCAGAGCAGCUACCGCCAGAUGAACGAGCGGGCGAACCGGGCGGCCCGCCUCCUGGUGGCCGAGACCCAUGGCCGCUUCCUGCAGCCGAACAGCGACGGGGAUUUCAUCGUGGCCGUGUGCAUGCAGCCGUCGGAGGGCCUGGUCACCACGCUGCUGGCCAUCUGGAAGGCCGGCGGCGCCUACCUGCCCAUCGACCCCAGCUUCCCGGCCAACCGCAUCCACCACAUCCUGCUGGAGGCGAAGCCCACGCUGGUGGUCCGCGACGACGCCAUCGAUUCGGGCCGCUUCCAGGGCACGCCCACGCUCUCCGCCACGGAGCUGUACGCCAAGUCGCUGCAGCUGGCCGGCUCCAACCUGGUCUCGGAGGAGAUGCUGCGCGGCGGCAACGACCACAUCGCCAUCGUGCUCUACACCUCGGGCAGCACGGGGGUGCCCAAGGGCGUGCGCCUGCCGCACGAGAGCAUCCUGAACCGCCUCCAAUGGCAGUGGUCCUCGUUCCCCUACACGGCCAGCGAGGCGGUCAGCGUGUUCAAGACGGCCCUCACCUUCGUGGACUCGAUCGCCGAGCUCUGGGGCCCCCUGAUGUGCGGCCUGGCCAUCCUCGUGGUGCCCAAGGCGGUGACCAGGGACCCGCAGCGGCUGGUGGCCCUGCUGGAGCGGUACAAGAUCCGGCGCCUGGUGCUGGUGCCCACGCUGCUGCGCUCGCUGCUCAUGUACCUCAAGAUGGAGGGCGGCGGGGCGGCCCAGAAGCUGCUGUACAACCUCCAGAUCUGGGUCUGCUCCGGUGAACCCCUGUCCGUGGCUUUGGCCAGCAGCUUCUUCGACUACUUCGACGAGGGCGUCCAUCGGCUGUACAACUUCUACGGCUCCACCGAGGUGAUGGGCGACGUCACCUACUUUGCCUGCGAGAGCAAGAAGCAGUUGAGUCUGUACGACAAUGUGCCCAUAGGCAUUCCCGUAUCCAACACUGUGGUCUAUCUGCUGGAUGCCGACUAUCGUCCCGUCAAGAACGGCGAGAUCGGGGAGAUCUUUGCUUCCGGUCUCAACUUGGCUGCGGGCUAUGUCAACGGACGCGAUCCCGAGCGCUUCCUGGGCAAUCCGCUGGCUGUGGAGAAGAAGUACGGACGUCUUUACCGGACCGGCGACUACGGAUCGCUGAAGAACGGCAGCAUCAUGUACGAGGGACGCACCGACUCGCAGGUGAAGAUCAGGGGCCAUCGCGUCGACCUGUCCGAGGUGGAGAAGAACGUGGCCGAGCUGCCGCUGGUGGAGAAGGCCAUCGUGCUGUGCUACCAUGCCGGCCAGGUGGACCAGGCCAUACUGGCCUUUGUGAAGCUGCGCGACGACGCCCCCAUGGUCACCGAGAUGCAGAUGGAGGCGCGCCUCAAGGACAAGCUGGCCGACUACAUGACGCCCCAGGUGGUCAUCCUGGAGCAGGUGCCGCUGCUGGUGAACGGCAAGGUGGACCGCCAGGCGCUGCUCAAGUCCUACGAGACGGCCAACAACAACGAGGGCGACUGCAGCAUCGUCCUGGACUUCGACUACUCCCAGGUGCCCGAGGAGCUGAAGCUCACGGCCCGGGAUCUGUUCGAGACGGUGGGCGGCGUGAUCGGGCGCUCCACCCGGGCCACCUUGGCGCCCCACAGCAACUUCUACGAGCUGGGCGGCAACUCGCUGAACUCCAUCUUCACGGUGACGCUGCUGCGCGAGAAGGGCUACAACAUCGGCAUCUCCGAGUUCAUUGCGGCCAAGAACCUGGGCGAGAUCAUCGAGCGGAUGGCCGCCAACCACGACACGGUGCAGCUGGAGGAGGAGUCCCUCAACGCCUGUCCGCACCUCAAGAUGGAGGCGGUGCCACUGCGCCUGGAGCACCGCCAGGAGGUCAUCGACAUCAUUGUGGCCAGUUUCUACAACAAGGCCGACCUGGAGCAGUGGCUCAAGCCUGGCGUUCUGAGAAGCGACUACAGCGACAUCCUAAACGACAUCUGGAGUGUGUUGGUGGAGCGGGACUUGAGCUUCGUCAUCUACGAUCGCAACACAGAGCGCAUCAUUGGCACGGCGCUGAACUUUGAUGCCCGGAACGAGCCCGAGGUGGACAUCAAGUCCAAGCUGCUCAUCGUCUUCGAGUUCCUUGAGUUCUGCGAGGGCCCAAUCAGGGACAACUACCUGCCCAAGGGACCCAACCAGAUCCUGCACUCGUUCAUGAUGGGCACCGCCGAGAAGCUGAAUCCCCGCGAGAACAUCGCCUGCAUGCACUUCAUGGAGCACGAGGUGCUGCGGGUGGCCCGCGAGAAGCAGUUCGCCGGCAUCUUCACCACCAACACCAGUCCGCUGACGCAGCAGCUGGCCGACGUCUACCACUACAAGACGCUCCUCAACUUCCAGGUGAACGAGUACGUGCACUCCGACGGCAGCCGUCCCUUCCAGGACGCUCCGGACGAGCAGCGCGCCAUCGUCCAUUGGAAGGAGGUGGCCAAGUAGGACGGACUGGCGGACUGGCGGACCGUCGCCGAAUCAGAUCUGCAGCGAAUUUAUCACGCACAACGUAUUAUAUUUAACUACUAUAUGUUAUAGUUAGCAUACCACCUAGUAUUAGCCCUAGGCAUAGUGUAACUUGGCGAGAAGUUUCGUAAGUUUGUGUUGACUAGUUGUAAGCUUCCCAUUUCGAGACAAUUAAAGAAACAGCAAUCGACAACUAAGAAA
Molecule: messenger RNA, 3155 nt
Organism: Drosophila gunungcola (fruit fly)
Lineage: Eukaryota; Metazoa; Arthropoda; Insecta; Diptera; Drosophilidae
Gene: e
Product: zwittermicin A synthase ZmaJ
Exons: 7
Coding region: 294-2933 (879 amino acids)
Source: RefSeq, a predicted model, not a curated record